AUGGCUCAUGUGAGCCGCUGGAUAUGUAAUGCCGUCGAGCGUGGUGUUUUGGAAAUGGACCUAGAUUUAUGGACUACUUGUGAAGUCUUUCUGCCUUGUGCGCUCGUCACGAGCAAGACGCUGGUGAUUUCUCGAUGUGUUAAACACGGACUAAUUCUACCGGUGUUCAAGAAUCUGGUUAACUUAUCUUUUUGGGGUGGCAACAAACGAGGCUGGAAACUGCUGCCUUACCUUAUCAAGCAGUCUCCAAAGCUCAAUACUCUAAUCAUCCAGGGUCUGGAUAAUUACACAGGCGAUGUUACCAUGCAUCUGCUCAAAGUGAAGGUGUUUCAUGUUCUUGGCUAUGGAGGAACUCCUAAUGAGUUGGAACACUUGAAGAGUAUUCUUGGGGGAGUUACGGAAUGCCUCGAACUAGUGCAAGUGGAAUUUGCGCAAGGUGUUACGGUUGAUGAUCAUGGCACAAUAUUACAAACCCAUGACCCUCGUUGGAGCUGCAGCAUCCAUGUGCAAGACCGUCUACUACGUAUAGCUAGACGGUCAUCAUAA
Molecule: messenger RNA, 546 nt
Organism: Eruca vesicaria subsp. sativa (arugula)
Lineage: Eukaryota; Viridiplantae; Streptophyta; Magnoliopsida; Brassicales; Brassicaceae
Source: the annotation of a GenBank genome assembly